This is a messenger RNA of Nannospalax galili (Upper Galilee mountains blind mole rat), 1831 nucleotides long. It is a transcript of the gene Nudt9, whose product is annotated as nudix hydrolase 9. The transcript is spliced from 8 exons. Gene Ontology annotation, cellular component: mitochondrion. Bases 134 to 1051 code for a protein of 305 amino acids. NCBI's taxonomy places the organism in Eukaryota, Metazoa, Chordata, Mammalia, Rodentia, Spalacidae. Gene Ontology annotation, molecular function: ADP-ribose diphosphatase activity. The record is from RefSeq and is a predicted model, not a curated record.
GCAGCUCCGCCCGGGACGGGAGGGCGGCCAGGUUCUAGUGCCCGCUGGCUAUCUGGCGCUGGGCUCGGGCUACUGGGUGGCGGAGGUGAGGCCCACGGGAGCCGAGCCAGCUCCGCCCAGCCGCCGGGCGCCCAUGGCCGGACGCUCCCUGCGAAAGGCUUUAGCCACCGUAUCUCUCUCAGUGGCCCUUGCGUCUGUGACUGUCAGGUCCUCUGGCUGCCGCAGCAUCCCGGCGUCCAGAAACUCAUUUUCAUUCUGUGAGCUCCACCUUAGUGCCAGCAUCAUGUCUGGUUCUAAUGGUGCCAAAGAGAAUUCCCAUAACAAGGCUCGGACGUCCCCUUACCCAGGUUCAAAAGUUGAAAGAAGUCAAGUUCCUAAUGAGAAAGUGGGCUGGCUGGUUGAGUGGCAAGACUAUAACCCGGUGGAGUAUACUGCUCUCUCUGUCCUGGCUGGACCCAGGUGGGCGGAUCCCCAAAUCAGUGAAAGCAACUUUUCUCCCAAAUUUAAUGAAAAAGAUGGGCACGUUGAGAGAAAAAGCCAGAAUGGCCUGUAUGAAAUUGAAAAUGGAAGACCUAGAAAUCCUGCAGGGCGGACAGGACUGGUUGGCCGAGGGCUUCUUGGGAGAUGGGGCCCAAAUCAUGCUGCAGAUCCUAUUAUUACCAGGUGGAAAAAGGAUAACAGUGGAAAUAAAGUCACACAUCCUGUUUCUGGGAAAUGCAUCUUACAGUUUGUUGCAAUAAAAAGGAAAGACUGUGGCGAGUGGGCAAUCCCGGGGGGGAUGGUAGACCCAGGAGAGAAGAUAAGUGCCACACUGAAAAGAGAGUUUGGUGAGGAAGCUCUCAACUCCUUACAGAAGUCCACGGCUGAAAAGAGAGAGAUAGAGGAGAAGCUGCACAGACUCUUCAGCCAAGAACAUCUAGUGAUAUAUAAGGGGUAUGUUGAUGAUCCUCGAAACACUGAUAAUGCAUGGAUGGAGACAGAAGCUGUGAAUUACCAUGAUGAAACAGCUUCUUGCUGCAUAGUCCUGGCUGUCCUGGAACUCACUAUGUGAUUUGGCUGGUCACUAACUCAUGGGCUGUCCUCCUUCCUUUACCUUGAAAAUGCUGGGAUUAUAGUCAAGAGCUGCUAUGCUAGGUUCAAUCACCUUUUUUAACGACUAGGGGAGUCCAUUGUAUCUCUUCUUUAAUCUGUGUCAUGUAGGUGAAAAAUUUGAUUUUGUCCAUUUUUAAAGAAUGUGAUGUUAGAUGCUUAUGUAUAUAUACAGAAAACAUGUAAAUCUUGUUGCCUUGAAUACUUUACUCUCUAAUGACUUUGAAUAAUUUUUUUGCGACAAGGUCUAAUUAUGUAUGUAGCCCAGGUUUGCUCUGAACUGAUGGAAGUCCUCUUCUUGCGGUGUCCUGAGUACUGACUGAGAUUACAGAUGGAAGCCACCCCACCUCGUUUAAUUUUAUUUUAGUAUUGGGAUUGUACCUAGAGCCUUAAGUAUUCUAGGCAAGUACUUUACCACUGAACUGUAUCCCCAGCUCAAUAAAGUAUUUUUUGUUUUUUUGAGAUAGGGUCUUUUUACUAUGUAGCUCUGGCUGGCCUGGAACUCACUAUAUAGACCAGGAUGGCCUUAAACUCACAGAGAUCCAUCUAUUUACCUCCUCAUUAAAGUCAAUAGAUUCUUCACAGUGGAACUGGUAUCCUCUUGUAUCUCUAGUGCCUAGUACAGAGGACACAGUACAUAAGGUGCUCUGAUGGUUAUUGAUUAAACGCCCAUCAAGGAGAAUUAUUUAUUUAAAAAAAAUUUUUUUUUUUUUUGGUCUUUUUGAGGCAGAGUCUCCCUGUA